This is a messenger RNA of Aspergillus candidus, 2779 nucleotides long. Its product is annotated as putative C6 transcription factor (OTam). The record is from RefSeq and is a predicted model, not a curated record. Gene Ontology annotation, molecular function: DNA binding; DNA-binding transcription factor activity, RNA polymerase II-specific; zinc ion binding. The transcript is spliced from 2 exons. Lineage: Eukaryota; Fungi; Ascomycota; Eurotiomycetes; Eurotiales; Aspergillaceae. Gene Ontology annotation, biological process: DNA-templated transcription. Bases 284 to 2422 code for a protein of 712 amino acids. Gene Ontology annotation, cellular component: nucleus.
CCGGUUCUUUCUCCCGAUCAUCCUUGCUCAUCCCGUCCUGUCCAUUCCAUUGGGUCCAUUACUCAUUAUCAUCUUUUAUAUCAUAUCUAUCUUCUCUCUCUCCCAAUUGACUAUCUCCUCCCUAUCUCUAUACCUAUCUAUCUCUUCCUAUCUUUUUUUUAUUUUAUUCUAUUUUAUUUUAUUUUAUUUUUUUCUCUCUGAUAAGCUGGAUCGACAUUCUCCCCAGACUCCUCUCCCCAUCUGAGAGAGUAGAGACCCUUGCACUACUGGCCACUCCCUCGGAAUGGCCGCCGUUAUCACCCUCCAAUCGUCCCCGACGACCGGGCCCGCCACUCCUUUUCAAUCCUCCCCCGAUAACCAACGUCUGCGCUCCUGUCUUCCUCAUCAACCCUCCGGUGUCUCCCCCAGUGGCCCCCCUAGUGCCCCCCCCAGUGCCGCCCCCGGUGUCGCCCCCGGUCUCCCCCCCGCCCCGCAGUCGCCCUCCUCCCUACCCCGUCUCGCCCUACCCUCCAAUCGGGAUGGCCCCAGCUGUGACGCUUGUCUCCGCCGCAAAAGCCGCUGUGCCAUGAACGAGAUGGUCAACAAAUGCUACUCCUGCGAUUUUCACCGUCAGGACUGCACCUUCAUGCUCACCCUCCCGCGUCCCGCCACCGCCGACUUGGCCUCCAAGAAGCGGAAACUCGAUCCGUCCGUUUCGGAGGGUGCUCCCAAGAGGCAAUCCACCGCCCCCUCCCCCAAAGCAACCCUCCGCGGCCCUCCCCGAAUCUCCCCCGGCUUCUGGGAUCAGUCCACCCAGCACAUCGGCCUCACCACCGCUCUGGAACCCGCCCUGUUGGAGUUCGUCCCGCUGGAUCACAACCAGGAAGGCGCCGUGGCCGCCUCCCGCGUCCGUCGGUGCGGUGACGACGGCAUCUUCAUGCGUGUCGUCGACCCCCCGUCCACCGCGGACGGUUCCCUGCUGGCCUCCCUCGAUGCCGUCGAGAGUCUGGUCGCCCCCCAUGGCGCCACCCUCGUCGACAAGUUCUUCGAGAACAUCCACCCGACCUUCCCCAUCCUCCUCGAGGACGCCUUCCGCCAGUCGUACCGCGCCCGUCGCGGCCUGUCUCCCUUGCUGUUAGCCGCCGUUUACGUCCUGGCUCUGAAGUUUGUCAACGUGGGGCCGACCUCUUCACAAUCCGUACGCCGCCCCGACGCCGGCCGCCUCGAAAGCACCGCCCUUUCCCUACUGGUCGAGUCGCUCCCCCGGCCCUCCAUCUCGACCAUCCAGGCCGGCCUGCUGCUGAUGGAGAAGUCCACCAUCGCCACCGCCGCCCUGAAUUCCCAGCUGGUCACCGCCGGCUUCGAAUUGGCCCUCCACCAGGACUGCUCCGCCUGGCGCAUGGACACCUGGGAGAAGGGCCUGCGCAAGCGACUGGCCUGGGCCCUCUACAUGCAGGACAAGUGGUCCGCCCUCGUCCACGGCCGCCCCUCCCACAUCGUCGCCGCCAACUGGACCGUCAAGGACCUCGUCGAGCAGGACUUCGCCGAUGCCAUUCCUGCCGAGGUGCCCCAGCCCGAAGAUGCCCCCGUCGCCCACGGGCCCCUGUUCUUUAGCCACCGUGUGGCCCUCACCACCAUCCUGUCCGACAUUCUUGACCGCUUCUACACCCUGCAGGCCAUCGACGAGUUCCAGGCCGCCGGCCCCCACCGCACCCGCAUGAUCCUGGAGCGCGCCAAACCCGCCCAGAUCCGGCUGAAGGACUGGUUUGGCCGCCUGCCCCCGCCGCUCAAGAUGGACUCCGGCAGCGGCGAGCUCUUCGAGACCGUCACCGAGGAGUCCGCGCGCAACGGAGCCCUCCACCUCGCCUACUUUGCCGCCGAGAUCACCCUGCAUCGCUGCAUCGUGCGCUCCCUCGCCCCCGAGACCACCGACGCGUACCUGUCCCACAUCUGCCGCUCCGCGGCCAAGACGCGGCUCAUCUCGGCCAUGGACUUUGUCAACCGGCUCCGUCCCGCGCACCUGCGGUCCUUCUGGCCCGCCGCGUCGUGGACCAACUUCGCCCUGAUCGGGUCCUUUGGCGUGCUCCUGCGCAUCACCGCCCCGACCCAGGAGGAGGCCGAGUUCUACCGGCUGCGGCUGUGCGAGUACCGGUGGACCCUCAGCGUCAGCCAGAAGAACGCCGAGUUCGUCGAGUUCGCCCUGGAGAGCCUCGACAACGCGGCCACCCUCGAUCCCCACGUGCCGGACAAGCCGGGCAUCGACGAGCUGAUGACCAGCGCGGCCAAGCCGACCACGACCAUCCAGCCGCGGGUGACGACGGGGCCGGAGGACUCGAUCUUGGAACUUGACCCGACCCAGGAGAUGCAUUCCUCCAUUUCGGGGCUGGCGUCCCCGGCGACGUCCAUCAGCGAUGAGAGUGUACAGGAGGUAGCGCCUCUCUAAGUUUUCCCUCCUCUCUCUGUCCCUUUCUCUUUCUUCUAUUCUCUCUCCCUUUUUUACUCUCUCCAUUUCUCUCUCUCACCCUCUCUUUCUCUUUUACUCCUCUCCCCCCCUCUCUUUUUUUCCUAUUUCUCCCUUCUGUUUAAUGACUGGCGUGAUGAUGGCUGUUUCUUUGUUGAGCUCUGGCGUACCGUGCAAGGAAUUGAUUUGGGAUACCGUGUCGGGGUUCCAUCCACCGACUGGCUUGAUUGCAUGACCACCGCGUCCCUGGUGGAUACAUUGUUCUGCAUGGAUGGGUCUGUAUAUAUGAUUAUGAUGGAUAUAGACGGACGGAUAGAAUAUGAUUCAUGAUGACUACAC